Messenger RNA from Cladophialophora yegresii CBS 114405, 2343 nucleotides. Its product is annotated as IQ domain-containing protein containing GTPase activating protein. Gene Ontology annotation, cellular component: cell cortex. The transcript is spliced from 3 exons. Lineage: Eukaryota; Fungi; Ascomycota; Eurotiomycetes; Chaetothyriales; Herpotrichiellaceae. Bases 1 to 2343 code for a protein of 780 amino acids. Gene Ontology annotation, biological process: regulation of GTPase activity; regulation of actin cytoskeleton organization. The record is from RefSeq and is a predicted model, not a curated record. Gene Ontology annotation, molecular function: protein binding; GTPase activator activity.
AUGUCAGUCGCAACCAUGCUUCAGCCCGCCUCGCGAGGCUCGACUUCGACCAACUCGUCCUUUGAACCCGUCAGUCGCACCAACACCUUCUCGAGCCACGAUGGCGCUCGGUCGCUCCGGCAAAGCAAGCGUGUUAGCAUGACCGCUCUCUAUGCGAGCAUGAGCGCCAAGGACAAAGACCUGGAGAUCAGUGAUGACCUGGCCAGAGCACAACGCGCGUUACGAGAUUUGAAAGUCAAGAUCUCGAAUCAGUCCAAAAAGAAUUUUGUCUUGGAGAAGGAUGUUCGGUAUCUCGAUUCAAGAAUUGCGCUGUUGAUCCAGAAUCGUAUGGCCCUGGAAGAGCAAAAUGAGGUUGCCAGCCACCUGGAUGAGGCCGCCGAACUGCAAGAGGGCUCGUUCCCCAACGAUGACAAGACCCAGAAAUAUGGCAACCUGUGCUUUAUGCUCCAGUCGGAGCCAAGGCACAUUGCACAUCUGUGCCGCCUCGUCACCAUGGCUGAAAUCGAUUCGCUGCUUCAGACCGUCAUGUUCACAAUUUACGGCAACCAAUAUGAGAGCCGAGAAGAGCAUCUGCUGUUGACCAUGUUCCAAUCCGUCCUAACCCACCAAUUCGAGACUACACCAGAAUACUCCUCCUUGCUUCGCCAGAACACUCCUGUCUCACGCAUGAUGACUACCUAUACGAGGCGGGGUCCUGGUCAAAGCUUCUUGAAAGAAGUGCUCGCCGACAAGAUCAACUCCUUGACCGAGCUGAGUGAUGUGGACCUCGAAAUCAACCCGCUAAAGGUCUACGAGGCAAUGGUCAAGCAAAUCGAAGAGGAUACCGGCGUGCUCCCUGAGGACCUGCCCAGAUCGGUGACUGCCGAGUUCGCUGCGGAGAAUGUGCAGGUGCAGGCCAUCAUUACACCACGUCUCAAGAUGCUGACAGAGAUCGCGGAAGGAUUCCUGUCGGCCAUCAUCGAUUGCUUGGAGGAGACUCCUUACGGCAUCCGCUGGAUUUGCAAACAGAUUCGGAAUCUUUCUCGGCGUAAAUACCCAGACGCUCAGGAUCAGGCCAUUUGCACGCUCAUUGGUGGCUUUUUCUUCUUGCGCUUCAUUAACCCAGCCAUUGUGACGCCAAAAUCUUACAUGCUGAUUGAAAGGGUGCCCGACGAGAAACCCAAAAGGACACUGACCUAUAUUGCCAAGAUGCUGCAGAAUCUGGCCAACAAACCGUCCUACGCCAAAGAGCCGUACAUGGCGAAACUGCAACCAUUCAUCCAACGGAACAAGGACAGAUGCAACAAGUUCAUGCUGGACUUGUGCGAGGUGCAGGAUUUCUACGAGAGUCUGGAAAUGGACAACUAUGUCGCCUUGUCUAAGCGGGAUCUUGAGCUUCAGAUCAGUUUGAAUGAAGUAUAUGCGACACACGCACUCCUAGAGAAGCACAGCGCGGAAUUGGCCAAGGAUCCUUCUUCACACCUGGCCGUCUUGCUACAGGAACUCGGCCCUGCACCACCACAGCUGCCACGGAAAGAAAACAGAGCCAUCAACCUUCCUUUGUACAGCAAGUGGGAGACGUCCUUCGACGAUUUGACCCAUGCGCUAGACAUCACUCAGGAGGAAGUCUUCUUCAUGGAGGCAAAGAGUACGUUUGUACAGAUCAUGCGAAGCUUGCCGCAAAAUGCUGCUGUCAUGCGACGGCCGCUGCGCCUUGAUCGUGUUGCAGAGGCAGCUGGGACUCUGAAAAACGACGCAGUCAUGGUUCGAAAGGGUAUCCGGUGCAUGGAGCUUCUGACACAGCUUUCCGAGCUAGGUGCCAUCGAUCGUGCCGACGACUAUGCUGUGCUCAGGGAUGAAGUUGAGCAAGAGCUUGCUCAUCUAGGCUCGAUGAAGGAGAAGGUGCUCGAGGAGACGGGGAAACUCGAGGAUGUCUACAAGACGAUUCGCGACCACAAUGCAUAUCUUCUGUCGCAACUCGACACAUACAAGAACUACUUGCACAACGUUCGCAGUCAGUCCGAGGGGACAAGAAGAGGCAAGGCAGAAAAGGUGCGAGAGCUUGGUCCCUACAAGUUCACGCACGCACAGCUGGAGAAGGAUGGCGUGAUUACGAGGAGCAAUGUGCCCGAGAACAGGAGAGGUAAUAUCUUCUUCAUGUUUCGGAGCCCGCUCGCAGGUACUUUUGUCAUCAGCCUGCACUACAAGGGACGUGCUCGUGGCCUUCUCGAGUUGGACUUGAAGCUCGAUGAUCUGCUCGAGAUGCAGAAAGAUGGUCAGGACGACCUCGACCUGGAAUACGUGCAGUUCGACGUCUCGAAGGUUCUUACCCUGCUCAACAAACGAUUUGCCAGGAAGAAGUGA